UUUCUACGAGCAGCGCGUCUCAGGUGUCACCUCCCUACCUGUGAGAAAUGCAGCCAGUAAUCAGUGACUCCACCUCUUGUCUUUUCCGUCUGCUGCUAUUGGCUGAGCUGCUCAUCCAUUCGUCGUGUCAGUCCACCCUUAGCUGCAGCAUGUUUGGAUCAAUGAUCCAUCAGGUGGACAAACUCCUGAACUCAUCGAAAAGGCUGCAUAACUUGACAAAAGAGGAACUCGUAAAGUUUGCUGCUGUAGAACACAGACUGAGCAGUCUUCCUCACAUUCAACACACUGUUGGCGAUUUCAACUCGUUGAAGGUCAACGAGUCGCUCUCUCAGCUGUACUCCCACACUCUGUCCUUCAGGGUGCACGUCGACUGGCUGAAAACUGCAAAAGAAAAUGUCAGUUUGCCCAUUCAGUCAGCUGAGACCACAAGUACUCAGCUCCAGCAGCUGUUCCGCCUCGCCAACACGUCCCUUCAUCAGAUCAGGGAAGAGGUUCCUCAGACAACGUCUCCUUCCCUCCCUGAAGUCUCCUUAGCCUUUGAUGCUCUAAAGUUCUCUGUAGAGAUCUCUGACCGGCUACAAGCCUUCUGUCACUGGUCAAAAAGAGCCCUACGUCGUCUCCAGAGACAAUCCCGUUGCCCCGGACGUUAAGACGAACAAAUCCUUCAGAAUGCAAGCAACUGCUCAUGUCUUCCUACAAAACCACUUGCAAUUUUUUUUUUUUUAAAUGAGGAUUUUUAGCCAUGCUGCUGGUGUAUUUUGAGAUCAGGCUGCCCACUGCUUUGGUCGAGACCGAAAUAUCCAUUGGAGGAAUUGCCAUGAAGUUCGAUGCAGACAUCAGUGGUGUCCCUUGAUGUUUUUUCUGUGGCGCCACCUGUACGUCAAAAUUUUUACUUUUUCUGUGAAACAUUUCAAAGAUGGACUGGAAGAAAAUCUGGUUCCCUUGUAGCACCGUUACAUUUGCGGUCCUGAUUGAAAUAUCUCAACUGUUGGGUGGAUUGUCAUGAAAUAUGCUGAAGAAGUUCUGUUUUCCCACUGUUUCAUUCAGCACCAUCAUUACGUCUCAUUUUCAAUGAGCUUAACACUUACAAAUUCAGCACCAAAUGCCUCCAAAACUACCAUUCAAUUGGUGACUAAGGUUUUUGUGCAAAUCAGCCAGUGUUAGCAUGCAAACAUGCUAAACUAAGAUGAUGGGCAUGGCAAACAUAAAGCCUUUAUAGCAUCAGCAUGUUAUUAAAUUGACAUUAGCUCAAAGCAUCGCUGUAGAUUCAGUAAAUACAGCCUCUCAAAGCUGCUAACAUGGCUGCACCCUCAGUCUUGUUUACACAUGGUGAUGUGCAGACGCUGUUCUGACACACAAAAGUUCAGUACAAAACAAUUAAGAUGAAAAUUCAAGAGUUGCAAAGUUCUUGAUGCAUUACGAGGGUUGAUCAAAAAGUUAUAAGGCAGCGCCUGUAAAAAAGCAAAAACCUCACUCAAUUUAAAUGUAACUACCAUCCUUGUCAAGUUAGUUUUUUCAUGUAGCGAGACACUGCUCCUUAUGUUCCUGCAACAUUUGAAAAGCUCCCUGGAAGUCCUGAAGCGACCCUCCACUUGUGUUUUAUUUUGAGGAAGAGGGAGAAGUCACAGGGGGCCAAAUUUGGUGAGCAGGGAAUUUGGAGAGCAACAAUUAGGUUGUUGUGGCCAAAAAAAUGUGUGUAAUCAACAAUGGGCACAAAACAUUUGAGCUCUCACAUGUCAGAGUGCACAACCACAUGAAUGUCUAAAGUCCUCCUGACCUGACAGGCCUUUUUGGCUUUGAAACUUUGGGUCAUUGCUGUAAAAACUGUUGUUUCUUCUCUUGAUGGUAGCUGCAGACCCGCCUUUUAUCACCAGUGAUGAUCCUCCAAAUGCAGAAUGUGAUGUUUGCUCUCUGCUCCAGUUUUUCUUGAAAAAAACCCCAAAUGUGCACUUACCAGUGGUCAUGAAAACAUGUCUAACUCUGAUGUCAACAUCACAACAACCUUCGUCAAGACAGCUACUGCUCAUGAAAAGUCUCAGUACUUUUUGACCAACCCUUGUGCAAGGCUUUGUGUAGGCUGUCAUUAUAACCACAUCUAAAAUACAGAACAGAAUGUAUGUUUAUUCCUUAUGUUUAAGAAAAUAAGUGUAUGCCACAUUUUACAUGUAGCCUUUUGAAAUGUGUCGUAAGGAUGCACUGUGCUGACGUACUGUUUGCGACCUCUGAGACUGUUUACACUCACAGUGCCUGCUACGUGUUGAUCUACUCAGUGAGCUAAAUGACAAGAAAACAUUGUGGGACAAUUAAUAUUUUUUUAUUGCUGUUCUUUUUCGUUUAAACCUAUUUAGAAUGCUAUUUAUGAGCUUUUUUUAUGUUUUUAUAUUUGACAGUGUUUAGUUUGAGAUGCAGGCAUCUCACUUGUAUCUAUGGUGAUGUCUAAUUUAAUAAUAAUAAUAAUAAUAAUAAUAUUAAGGUAU
Messenger RNA from Stegastes partitus (bicolor damselfish), 2477 nucleotides. RefSeq lists its product as uncharacterized. NCBI's taxonomy places the organism in Eukaryota, Metazoa, Chordata, Actinopteri, Pomacentridae. The transcript has 5 exons. Bases 48 to 650 code for a protein of 200 amino acids. Gene Ontology annotation, cellular component: cytoplasm. Gene Ontology annotation, biological process: positive regulation of cell population proliferation; positive regulation of MAPK cascade. The record is from RefSeq and is a predicted model, not a curated record. Gene Ontology annotation, molecular function: cytokine activity; growth factor activity.